AUGACUGUUUCAAUGGAGCAUAAAAGAAAGACUUCAUGGGAUUCAAAGACGUCUACUAACUUCAGUAUAUUUUCGAACCUUUACAGUGUUUCAAUUGCGUUGGAGUAUAAACAGAGGUUACAAUGUAAUGAGAGUUGGUACCUUUGGUCCAAUCAUCUCGAAAGUAAUGCAUUGGAGAUAAAGUCACCCUUUAAUAGCCUCUUGCUCUGGUGUACGGUGAAAGUGGAGCUCACAUUUACCUUUAGAGUGUAA
This is a messenger RNA of Cotesia congregata, 252 nucleotides long. Lineage: Eukaryota; Metazoa; Arthropoda; Insecta; Hymenoptera; Braconidae. The record is from the annotation of a GenBank genome assembly.